Molecule: messenger RNA, 9534 nt
Organism: Trichoderma harzianum CBS 226.95
Lineage: Eukaryota; Fungi; Ascomycota; Sordariomycetes; Hypocreales; Hypocreaceae
Exons: 5
Coding region: 1-9534 (3177 amino acids)
Source: RefSeq, a predicted model, not a curated record
AUGGCUUCCCUAAAGCCUAUCAUUGAUCAUGCCGUACUUCCUCCAAAACUACCUGGCGAAAAAGAAGAGAACUAUCAAGAAAUCUCCGAUGAAAUCCUCAGAAGACUUAUUCGUGCCUGCGAAAAGGUUGAGAGUCUGGCAAGCUUACCAUUUGCUGAUGCUUUUCACUCUCUGAGUGAAUCUCUCCAGACAUGCAUGAAUCUCAAUCAAGGGCGUCUUGACCGAGACGCACUGCUAAAGCACUUUAGCCAACUUCGACCAAACACUGUUCUCAUUUGCUACGUUGUUGAACAGAAUGCUGCAGUUUUCAUAAGACUUGAGAACAACCACGAUGAACAAUUUGUCGUCAUAGAAUGCUUCGAAACUUCACCAACGACUGAGCAUGUGCUGGCCGCCGAUAAUGCCCUGGAAUGGGAUUUUCCAGGGCGUGCUGUGCGUUUGAGCCUGUCGGAGUUUAACGACGAGAAUCUGCAAAAAGCCGUUUCUACAUUUCUCGAAUGUGCAAGCAUGGAGAAAAUUCAAGAUCUGCAAGCUCAAACAAAUAAAGCAAGUGUGUCGGUUGCCGAAAUUCGAGACACUUCCGAUCCAGCUAUGAUCACUCAGAUGUUCAUGAGUAUUCUGGAGGCCAUAGGAGAAUUCGCACACGUCCCUCAGCUGAGAAAGAGAGUUAGAGAUGAUGUGAACUUCGUGACGGGCUCGCUGCCAUGGAGAAGAUUGCCCUUUUGGCUCGUUUUGCAAGUGGCUGCUCAGAGGCACCUCCACCUGUCACUCGGCGAGCCAGGAAGAGCAUGCUACAAGCUCUUGAUGGCCGUGUUUUUCUCCGAACUGCUUCACGAUGCUACAAAUGGCAUCGUUUCUCUCGAUAAGACAAGAGACCUCAGUGGAAAUUUGAAACUUGAUCCUAGCUUGGUCUUGACACUUCGCACAAAGCUGUGCCGUCGCAUGGCUAAGCUGGAGCAGGAAAGAGCCAAUCUUGUGAUGCACGGAGAACAUUUCGAAAGCCUUUUCAGUUGCACUGCGCCAAUGAUCACAACUUCUAUCGAGUUUUCAAACGAUCGUGUGGGAAAUCUAUGGAAUUACUUCAAGUGGAAGACCAAACGGAAGGUUCACCGACUCCCACAAAAGGCCUCGGAUAGAUCUCUCCAGCUCUCACUUAUGAAGAGCGGCAGCUAUCUCGACAGACUUCUAGACAGCCACAGAUCGCCAAUUCCGGUUACCAACAAUGGACCACUACUGCUUCCCAACCCCAUGGAUACGCCUGUUCAAGAGGUUCAUGCAUUCACAGAAAAGAUAUUCCUUUUGACACGAAUGGAGCAAAAAUUUGAGCUGGUCAAUCUGCCAAACAGAUUCAACACUGGAAAUGCCAAAAGUCAUUGCUGUACAUUUGCCAACAAUAUUCAUGAGACAUUUCGGCAGCUCGGGGAGAUGUAUGAUGGCGAUCCUCUGCUACAAAGCAUCAAACUUCUCACGAUAUUCGAACUCUGGAUGCGAAUGGACGAGUGUGCCCUUGUUUCCUGUCCCCUCUUGGGUGACUACCAACCGGUCUUUCCCCCUGAGCUUCUUGAUGCCCUCCAGUUGCCGUCUUUGACGGAUAUGCAGCGACUCCUAGUAGUCCAAACGUAUCUGGCUAAUCGUCAUGCGAAAGCCAGACAUGGUCAUAUAUUCAGCGUUCAUGAUCAAGAUAGUUUUGCUGUUCAGUAUGCGAAGCAGUCGGAGCAGAUGAAGGCACGCUUGAAGUUUGUUAUGAAGCGGUCGGACGCUGACCGCACUGCUAAGACCAAGGAGUGGGAAUCCAAAAGAGAUGAAUACGAAACCCACUCAUUGCAGGUCAAUACGCUGGUUUGUCAAUGUACGUUCCAAAACGGGAAACGGGAUGUUCGCGGUUGUACGAAAUGCUGGCACUGGAGGACGCGAAAGAAACUUCGAAUUCAACAUCAUGAAGAUUUUCUUCCGACGGACGAGGCGAAAAGCUAUAUGAUUGUAUUCGAACUGGAAAUUCCUAAAUUCAUAUCUGAUUACCGCGAUGCGACAUGGAAACUCUUUAGAGAUCUGGCACAUCCUACCCGUCCGUCCACCAAGUCGCCUUACACGACUCUAGACGAAUGUCGUCAUCUACAGGGCUUCAUGACGGCACCGAGGGGUUGCAUAUCUCUUGCGUCGGAUAAGAAGUGCUUUAGCGAAACCCAUUAUAGCUAUAGUGAUGGAUUGGUGUCUCUCAAAAGGAUCUUGUUGCCAUUUGCAGCAAACUUCCAGCUAUACGACCACGAAGCCAAGAUAUGGGUCAAAGAUCUAUCAGAGUCUCUCACGCUACAUCAUCUUUGCAGAAUCUAUGUUCCACUUGGGCUUUCAAGCACAGUACUAAAGCCAGAUGUGCACCCAGCCACGAGCUUGGAUGGACCAUCUUCGUAUGAGAUUCAAGCCAAUACUACCAAAUGCCCACCCAGCAUGUCAGUGGCAGAAUUCUCGGCUUACCAAAAGCUGCUAGCUGGCAAAUCACAGCGUUGGCUCAAUAUUCUGGUGGAAUUGGGCUCGUGGAAUGUGAACUUUAGCAGCGAGGACACUGCUUUGUUGGUCUCUCAACUAGCUAUUCAGGCCGGUCCAGCCACUCAAAAAGAAUCUGGACCUUUGCGCGAUGUGCACUCGGUGUUCAGGGAAAGACAUUUCGUUCAGAGUUUGAAGAAGCAAAUUCAGGCCCGAAUAGAUUCCAUAUAUUCUAACUGGAGAGAGACGAAUUGUAUGGAGCUUCUCAUCAAUUUGAGCUUGCGAGGUUUCUCUUUAUUGUUAGACACCGAUAUGCGUGCUGAGUUUGAACAGCUACUCAGGUCAGCGAGAGAUGCUACUCUCGGGUGGAUUAUGCCAUCUCAAGAAGAAUCGAGAAACACUCUGGAUGGAAAAGAUGCUGACAGAAUCGCCACGUAUGGGCUCAAGGCAUCCCUCCUUUGUCGUCGUACUUUCGAGAUACAUCUUGGCUCUGAGGCAGCUUUAUCCGCGGCUGAUCUUUCCACCUGGAUCAAGGCCUCAGUCGCACUUCAAGAAAACCGAGUAAUGACUGUCAACAAUCUUUCCCCGCUAAGCAGAAGCAUGAUGAUUCGUGAUGCGAAAAUGAUGUUUCGCAUAGACGGCUUGAUUCGAGCUGCUGUGGAAGCUCAUCCAGACGCUAUUGCAGAUGCUAUUGGAGAGAUGAUCGACAUCAAAGGGCAUGAAGCCACUGGCAAUGAGACGCAAUCCACGACAUCUUGGACGUUUCUCCAGUCCCCACAUUCACGAUGGAUUCGAUGUACUGUGCCUCAGAAUCAAGCAUGUUCUAGAGGCAGGCAAGUGCUUCACCUGCAUAUUCUUGAAGGCCAUUUCUUUGUGAACGGAAAACGGCGAGGAAAUCUCCCACUAGCCAUUCGCAAUGACCCAUCUGUCAAGUCCCUAUUUGGUGAUCAGAAUCUGCAUGUUUAUGCUUCAUCCAUGCCAGGCAUGGAAUACACUCUUGCGUACCCAUUCCAAAAUAAGCGCGUCCACUUUGGCAUGCGCGAAUCUGGCGCCAUUAUUCGAACGGAGGGACGAGAUGGUCUAUUCGAAUUCAUACCAAGCGAAGUUUUUAAGCCUUCUAGCGCGUGGAAUUUCGACUUGCCGAGGAGCCUGCUGGACAACUGCUCACACUGGCUGAACUUGGAUACAGGCAUUCUGGAAAUUCGGCGGCAGCCCUCGAUUUGGAACCGCCGACACAAAGACUGGGUGAUUAAUGUUUUCGACCGAUAUGCAACUCGUGGUGAAAGAGUGAAUUUGGUUGAUCCGUGCUCUUCAGAAUUCAAAAAGAUUGCCAAAAUCUUUGAACACUUUGAGGUGCCACAGAUGUUGACGGUCUUUCAAUCUUGGUCCGAAAGAGGCAGAUUGUCCGUUGAGCUUCGUCACCUAGACCUUGAGUUUCACGUCAACAGUAUCGGGCUGCUCUUUUGCAAGCAACUGAAAGCAAAUAUCGACAUUGACCAAGAUGCUGGGACGUGGUAUGGGCUUGCGAGCAAGAUCGUGCUUCGAGACGCCGCAGACACAAGUAAGAGGAGCAUCAUCAUACCAAACGGAAAAUUAUCAUGGAGGUCAAACCCAAACUACCCUGGCAUUCAUGUGGACACAUUCUUCCAAGCAUCUGAUAGAUACUUUCGGUUUGACAUUGAUCAAACUCUUGGUCGCUUGGUUUCACAGCCGGAACCCCUUUUGCUGUGCAGAAUGGCUCUAUGCCAUGCGGUCACGUCUUUCUGCCUCCCAGAUCCUCUUACAGGAGUAACUGGCACGGAAGAAGCGGUACGAAUUCUCCAAUCAGGCGCAGUUCAACCUUGGUCCCCUUCGUCUUUCCCAGACCUUGGAGAGUUUGCAGUUCUGCUCCCCAAGCGACAGUACUACCCUCCUGAGUUUAAACGUCUGCAGAGAGUGAAGUGGGAUAGCCACCUCACAACGACAAUCCAAAGUGACCAACUUGAAGCUCUCAUUCGCGAAAUUGAGAGGAAAGCUGGCAACUUGGCACAAUUCUCUCAGACAACCAACGCCCAAAGGGAGAAGUGUGUGGCAGAAGAAGCGUCCCAGCUACGCCUUCGCGCUCAAGCUCGCCGAUCCCUUUACGAACGUACAACGACAGAUACUGCAAUUCUAAGCCAACUGUACCAAGUUUAUGUACCUCGUGAUAGGCAAUCAACUUCCAGAGGCAGCCAAGUGUAUCAAGUCGCUCAGAUGAUACACUCGGAUUCCCAGCACAUAAAUAUGGGACGCAAUCUGAAACAGAUUCUUGAUGGCUGGCCUCAUAUUGGUGGUUUCAUGGAAGAUAUUUUAUUCCUGGACGCAGAAUCUCUCGCGAGCCAAAUGGAGUCACGUAUCUGCGAUCGCUGGGGUUCCCUGAUCAAAUUAUGCUGCAGCGAGAAGGACAAGCCAUCGUUGAUCUUCCAAUUGGGACUACUGGCGUUCCAAUCUAAGGCCAAUAUGGACAUUGUUCUAUCUCUGGUAGCUUUCUACUGUAUAAGAGAGCUCCGGGACCUCGAACAUCCCAAGCAUGCGGGUUAUGAACGUUUCAGAGAGCGUGGACCUCCUCAACAAGCACUCCUUGAGAAACUCAUUCACAGCGCAUUCUUGCCAUGCCCGGAGACGAAUGCUAAGUGUCUAUAUUUGGAGAGACAAAAGGAACUUGAAAAACACAUGGAAGAAUGUGUAAAGCAAGGUAAACUAUUGGCAAAGGAUAUACUGGCGCAAUGGCCAGAGCUCCCGGACAGUCUUAGCUUCGAGACUUCUCUCAUAGAUGUUCCCGCCGCUUUGGAUGCCAUUCGACUAGAUUGGAACCGCAGAAAACAAAAUGACCAGUUAGAAAUCUAUGUCGACCAGGUGGAUAGCAUUCUCAUCGCAUAUCGUCACAAAUGCGGUGGUAGAAAAUACCCCAACGAACCGCAACUAUGGGAAAGAAACAUCUCUGAUCUCUCUGGCUUCUACCCUCGGGACAUAAUACCAUCAUUUUCGCGAGAUCUCGUGACUAGGGCCGGUCCAGACUUGGUCCGGGUCAACAGCCACUUUGCAAUCAAGUUCACUGAUGUUGAGGCGCAAAGUGUUGAGUCCCAGAAAAAGCAGCGUAUCUUUUCAGAAGAACCCAGUGAACUUGAUCAGAUAUUGGACGCCUUUUCUAAGUCACCGAAUACUCUACGCCAGGAUUAUAGCAGUGAUCUUCAACGAAGUUUGGCUGCUCUACAAUCCACUGGCCAAACAGUACUCAGUACUUCCAUGCAGCCACUUCCAGGAUGUUAUGAGAUCACACAUGCAAUUGAGCAACUACGAGGGACGAUAGAAGCCUACCAGAAGUCGAUCCGAGAUGCUUUUUGGUCCGGCAACACUCGCUUUACGUGGCUCACCUUGGGAGACAUACUGCCCUGCCGAACCCCUAUCGAGAUUCUGUGCCUCCUGCAAUCUCGAGCUAACCAUUCAUUCGGUCCUGGAAUGAAAGAAGCACUCAUUAACUAUGGCUGCGCAAUUGCGGAGAUGCAGCGGCUGAUACGCCUCAGAUCAGCCGUUCUACUCAACGAUCACCGUGCUAUAAAUGAAGAGCUUCGCAACGUCGGCCACGAGAACUGGAAUCCUAUGGAAGAGGACCCAGAUUGGCUGUUGAUUGAGAUUGACAGCAACAUAUUGAUUCGUACAGAUCAGAUUGAUGUUGCACGAGCUGUUGUUAAUCCUGCCUCGGGCCAGAAUAGCGUGCUGCAAAUGAACAUGGGACGCGGUAAAACAUCUUGUAUCAUGCCUAUGGCUGCAGCAAUAUUGGCAAAUGGCGAGAACGUCUCUCGUUUGAUCGUGCCCAAGUCUCUCAUAAUGCAAACGGCAAACAUGAUGCAUUCGCGAUUAGGUGGUCUCGUUGGCAGAGAAAUAUGCCAUAUCCCAUUCUCUCGCCAGACCCCCACGACGGAUGAGAUGAUUCAACUGUACGAGCGAUUGCAUCGGGACGUCCAAAGAUCCAAGGGGUUAAUCCUGACCAGCCAUGAACACGUGUUGUCGUUCAGAUUAUCAGGGCUGCAACGCCUUGCAGAUGACAAGACCAAAACAGCCACAAUGAUGAUUAACUUCCAGAACUGGCUUGAUACUCGAUGCCGAGAUAUUUUGGACGAAUGUGAUUUCACUCUGUCUCCAAGAACUCAGCUAAACUACCCCAGUGGCUCAGAAAAGGAUUUUGAUGGGCACCCAUUUCGAUGGCAGGUCGCAGAGGGCCUUCUGUCCAUGGUAUCAAAAUAUAUACCACAAUUACGAGAGUCUUUUCCAGGAAGCAUUGAGCUGUUAGCAAGCUCGGGUUGGUUUCCGGCUGUUCAGUUUCUACGAAAUGAUGUCGAAGAUGAGCUUCAUCGGCUUAUAGUAGAUGAUAUCUCGAAGGGCAAAGCACCAUUCCUUUAUAUCAAUCAUGCAAUUGACAACGAAAUCCAGACCACUAUCAAGCGAGUACUGUCUGACCAGAGCUUUGACACAGCGUUAUUUGAGAAAGCUACUGGGCUUUUCCCCCAACCUGAUAACGCUGCCAAAAAACUACUUGUCAUUCGAGGAAUAGUUACGCGCAAGAUCUUGCUGCUCUGUCUUUCCAAAAGAUGGAAUGUGCAGUACGGCCUUCAUCCAGGCCGAAUUCCUCUCGCAGUACCCUUUGCAGCAAAGGGUGUUCCAUCAGAGUUAUCCGAAUUCGGUCACCCAGAUGUCACCAUAUUGCUGACUUGUUUGAGCUUCUAUUCGGCCGGACUCUCCUAUGAGCAGUUUCGACAAGCUCUCCAGAGUAUGCUAGCCUCUGAAGAUGCGGCGUCCGAGUAUGAGAAAUGGAUCUCAGAGUGUAACAUUCCCCCUCACCUGCAGCAUUGGAAUCUCAUAAAUCUGGAAAACGAGACCCAAGUGAGGUUACUUUGGAAGUUUUUAUGCCGAACGCAGGCCGUGGCCAACUAUUACAUGAAUAAAUUCGUCUUUCAACCUUAUGCGCGACAGUUCACUAUCAAGCUCCAGGCUUCGGCGUGGGAUAUUCCUCAAAAUUCUGGGGAGGAGACUGCUCCUGCUGCGAGGACGACGGGGUUCAGUGGUACCAAUGACAACAAGUACUUGAUGCCCAUGAAUGUUGAGCAAGAAGACCUCCCGGGUCUGUUACAGACAAACGCUGAGGUCCUAUCAUAUCUGCUACAGCCACGCAACCGAAAAUAUUCAGUCUUGGUUGAUCACAAUCUUUGGCGCCUCAGUGAGCAUGACAUGCUGAAGACAAUUCAUGAUCAGGGUAUCAGGAUUCUUAUUGACUCUGGAGCAUACAUUCUUGAGACGGGCAACAGGGAUCUGGCAAAGCUAUGGCUUCAAGUUGAUGGACAGGCACAGGCGGCCGUUUACUUUCAUUCCGACAACCGGGCUUGGGUUGUCUAUAGAGAUCCAGCGAAGAGAGAUACUCCACUAUUGGCAACAAGGCUCGCAAAUAACUUGGAGAAUUGUCUCGUCUACUUCGAUGAGGCGCACACCAGAGGGGUGGAUCUCAAGCUGCCUGAGAAUGCGCGCGCUGCAUUGACUUUAGCUCUUAAGCAAACCAAGGACAACACGAUGCAAGCCGCCAUGCGUCUACGACAGCUACGCACAACGCAGUCUGUGAUGUUUUUCGCACCUCCGGAAGUUGACAUGAGUAUCAGAGAUGUUUGCUAUAACCGGCUGCCGAUUAAUACUCAUAUUGAAUCUCCACAUGUCAUCUUCUGGCUCCUGGAGCAAACUUGCAGGGCCAACGAAGACUUGCAGCCACUUUUCCAGGCACAAGGCAAUGACUUCUGUCGGCGUACAAAUGCCCUGUUAAAGUAUCCCGACUAUUUAACCUCGAAAGAUUCUAAACGUAAUCUUUUGAAGAUACUGCAACAGCCAGAGCAUCAGACUCUGAUGCAGAUGUACGGCGACACAUCAAGGUCUUCAACAUCGCAAGGGCUCGAAAAUAUGCUCCCUUCUCGCCUUCAAGGUUUCACAAACAGGCUCUCUCAGUACGAUAUUUCUGGUGUUUACCGGGCAGAUAUUUUUGGAGAAGUGGAGCAAGAGCAAGAGCGCGAGCUCGAAGUGCAGCUGGAAACCCAACGCGAAACAGAAAGGCCAGUUCACUACCAAGCACUCAACUAUCUCGGACUGAGCGCAACCAUCCUGGAUUUUUACAAGGCUGGAAAGUUGAAUACCACUGAUAAAGAGAUACGACAUGCUUUUGACUAUAUUGGCGCCACAGAGGUCGGUGAAAAGCAUGAUAUCAAAAACACUGAUUCGCGACUCUUCGUUUCAAAGGAAUUUGGCCGAACCAUUAAGCUUCCUUUGAACGACCCAACUGUAGGCGAUCGCUUCUUGCGCCCCGUAGAAUGGGUACUCUGGAGCCCGUCUACCUGGACUGCUCUGGUGAUUAUCCCAGAAGAAGCUGAACUUCUCAUUCCGAAACUUCGAGUUGCCCGAGGCAAAGCAAAAGUUCAUCUGAUCGCCUAUGCGGCUCCUAUUACUCGAGCCAUGGUGCCCUUCAACCACCUCCGUUAUUAUUCGCUCCCGCCAGUCCCUCUGAAUGCUACGUUUCCUGUGUGGCUCAAAGUCGAGCUCGGCAUUCUGUCAGGCCGACUCUACGCAGAUUUUGAGGAAUGGAAGCUUAUUUGUGACUACUUUAAAGGCUCACCCAAGGGAAAUAUUAGCCGUGGAUUCCUCUUAGAGUGGCUUGGAGUCCGUUGCAGAGCUCAUGAUGUGCUUCACACGCCAAUGGGAUACAUUUGCUUGGACCGAACGGCGACUGAGAUGGACCCUUUCUUUGUCCAAAAUGCGACUGUAGCUACUCCUGCAAUUCCAGCUAUCCCGGUUGAAGAUACCGUCGAGGAGACAGAGGAAGAGAAGUGGGAAGAGGAAGAGAGUGAUGAUGAAGAAGACAGUCUCUAUGUCGAUGAAACCAAAGACGGCAGUGUCGAAAAAUACGAUAGUGCUGAAGAAGACGACAGUUCUGAGGAAAACGACAGUGACGAAGAAGAUGGUAGUGACGAGGAAAGUGACAGUAACGAGGAAUACGAAAAGUGA